Mya arenaria is the source of this 1966-nucleotide messenger RNA. RefSeq names its product DNA (cytosine-5)-methyltransferase 3C-like. The transcript has 15 exons. The coding region runs from base 1 to 1584 and encodes 527 amino acids. Gene Ontology annotation, biological process: regulation of gene expression. NCBI's taxonomy places the organism in Eukaryota, Metazoa, Mollusca, Bivalvia, Myida, Myidae. Gene Ontology annotation, molecular function: methyltransferase activity. Gene Ontology annotation, cellular component: nucleus. The record is from RefSeq and is a predicted model, not a curated record.
AUGGCUGGCAAGAAUACUAAACCAGGUUUCGUCUGGGUUUUCUGGUUCUCUGAUGACAAAAUCUUUCAGAUCUGUGCAGCAAGAGCUGGUGUUACAACUGGCAGCCUUGAUGGUGACUUGCUGGGUUGGGCCAUGGGGGAUGGAGGCAUUGCUGCCCUCUACAAUCAGGACAGCUCUGCAUUUUCCCCUGUUGAAGGUUCUGAGGUACCUGAAUAUGUAUUGGUAAACCUGAGGGCCAGUCUCUGUGAUCAGACGGAAACUGUCAAACCAACAGACAGUAAAUCCAUGGAUCAACUGAAGUUGAAGACCAGCAGCAUUAAGAAAGGGAGAAUAUACUCUGCAAGAAAAGAUGAGAGUAACAAAGUACAAAUGGAUCCCACUGGGCCUGUGCAUUGUUUUGUAUGUGAGGAGAAGGUUGAAUUAGUGACUGAACAUCCACUCUUUGAGGGAAGAGUCUGCCUACAGUGUAAGGAACUUCUGAUGAGCACCUUGUAUGCUGUAGAUAAUGAUGGCUGUGGAAUGUAUUGCUGUGUUUGUGGAGAUGGUGGGGAGCUGUUUGUCUGCAGCAGUGGCUCAUGUGGAAGGGCGUACUGUUUUGAUUGUGGUUUAAAGAAAUUUGGCUCAGCAGAGGUUGAUAGGGUGAAGGCGUGUGACGACUGGCAGUGUUACCUGUGUGUACCCGGCCACCCUGCUCAGAUGCCCAUGGGUCUCAUGCCAAGAACCAAUAGAGACCUUGAACUAAUGUGCUUUUUCCAGCCCAGAUCCAUCCCACAGACCCUUGACAUGGAACGUGUUCGGAGGGUUAACAGAAGAAAAAUAAGAGUUCUGUCUCUCUUUGAUGGAAUAGGAGCAGCACGGGUAGCCCUUGAGGAACUUGGUAUAGAAGUGGAGACAUACUAUGCUGUAGAGACAGACGUAGAUGCCUGCGCUGUGACCAUCUUUCAGCAUGGAAUACAGCACCUCGGCAAUGUGUACAGUCUUAACAGUGAUAUGUUGUCUACUUUAGGACCUGUUGAUCUGGUUAUAGGCGGUCCUCCCAGUGCUGACCUGUCCACAACAAACCUAGAACAACUCGGAUUCCAUGGCAGUGGGAUGCUGGCUCUGAAGUUCUUGACCAUUGUGAAGGAGCUACAGGUCAUGUACAACCAGCCCAUGUACUGGCUCAUGGUCACCACUCCAUGUAUGGUCGCUCAGUACAGAAAGGUCAUCUCCUCACUAUUUGAGAUGGAUCCUGUACUCUUGGAUGCCAGGUAUUUGACUGAACAUAGAUGGGCAGCCACUUGCUGGGGAAAUAUCCCAAAUAUGCACAAGUUGGGUGAGCUGUACAAGGGUCUCCACAAUGAUCAGAAUAACAAUUGUUUAACGGACAACAUGAUUUCCAUGCAGGGUAAUGACAAAGCCAAGAACGUGGAUGUUCAGGAAAUCGAAAGGCUCUAUGGUUACCCAGCUCAUUAUACAGACGCUUGGCCCCUGAACCAUGCCACCAGGAGAAGACUGCUAGGCAACGCAUGGGAUGUUCAUGCAAUCACUAGAAUACUGGCCCCGCUAGCUAACAUUUUCAAGGCCAAAACCAGCGUGUGUUAAGUCUGCUUGUUAAAUUUUAAUGUAAUAAGCCUGCCUCCAUUUCCACUUCAGCAUAUUAAAGGUUAAGCUUUGUUAAAUGUGCCUGUUUCAAAGCCAACAUAUUCAUGGUGAAGAUGUGACCAGUCUGCCAGUAUUUCCACACCAGCAUAAUAAAUGUCAAUGUGUGAUAAGCCUACAUAUCCAUAUAUUCAGGAAACUGCUAUGGAAGGCAAUGAAUAUGCUUGUGCUACUGUCCCCACUUGCCAGCAUAUUCAAGGUCAAGGUUAACGUUUGAGAAAUCUUCUAUUUCAUGUACCACAAAGGGACUGCUAUGCAAGGCAUGGGAUGUGCAUGUUGUCAACAAAAACAAGAACUUGAAGAUCAAAAUUGUGAUAAUUUUGUG